Messenger RNA from Dunckerocampus dactyliophorus (ringed pipefish), 2115 nucleotides. RefSeq names its product ERGIC and golgi 3 (gene ergic3). The coding region runs from base 87 to 1256 and encodes 389 amino acids. The record is from RefSeq and is a predicted model, not a curated record. The transcript is spliced from 14 exons. Gene Ontology annotation, cellular component: COPII-coated ER to Golgi transport vesicle; endoplasmic reticulum; Golgi membrane. Gene Ontology annotation, biological process: retrograde vesicle-mediated transport, Golgi to endoplasmic reticulum; endoplasmic reticulum to Golgi vesicle-mediated transport. NCBI's taxonomy places the organism in Eukaryota, Metazoa, Chordata, Actinopteri, Syngnathiformes, Syngnathidae.
ACCCCAGGACUGAUGUGUGUGUUCGGAGCCCAGCUGCAGUUCUGUUUGUAUCGUUGGCGCCUGUCGUUUGUUGUUUCCUACAUAAAAUGGACACGCUCACCAAGCUGAAACAAUUUGACGCCUAUCCCAAAACUCUGGAGGAUUUCCGAGUGAAGACGUGGGGCGGUGCGACCGUGACAAUCAUCAGUGGCAUCUUCAUGUUAAUCCUCUUCAUUUCAGAACUGCAGUACUAUCUCACGAAAGAGGUUCACCCUGAACUGUACGUGGACACUUCUCGAGGAGACAAGCUGAAGAUCAACAUCGACAUCAUUUUCCCUCACAUGCCUUGCGCCUAUCUCAGCAUCGACGCCAUGGACGUGGCAGGCGAGCAGCAGCUGGACGUCGAGCACAACCUCUUCAAGCAGCGGCUGGACAAAGACCUAAAGCCAGUCACCCAAGAGGCAGAGAGACACGAACUUGGGCAAGCUGAUGACGGCGUGACGUUUGACCCCAGCACACUUGAUCCAAAUCGCUGCGAGAGCUGCUAUGGCGCAGAAACGGACGAACUCAAAUGCUGCAACACUUGUGACGACGUGCGGGAGGCGUACCGUAGGCGAGGCUGGGCUUUCAAGAGCGCCGACACCAUUGAGCAGUGCAAGAGAGAGGGCUUCACGCAGAAGAUGCAGGAGCAGAAGAACGAAGGCUGUCAAGUGUACGGCUUUCUGGAAGUCAACAAGGUGGCAGGAAAUUUCCACUUUGCUCCAGGAAAGAGUUUCCAGCAGUCACACGUUCACGUGCACGCUGUGGAAAUUCAUGACCUACAGAGUUUUGGGUUAGACAAUAUCAACAUGACCCAUCUGAUAAAACACCUGUCGUUUGGGAAGGAUUACCCCGGCAUUGUGAACCCUCUGGACGGGACACAUGCCAUGGCACCACAAGCAUCAAUGAUGUACCAAUAUUUUGUGAAAAUUGUUCCCACCAUUUAUAUGAAAACUGAUGGAGAGGUUGUCAAAACCAACCAGUUCUCAGUUACCAGACAUGAAAAAGUUGCGAAUGGCUUAAUAGGUGACCAGGGCUUGCCUGGUGUAUUUGUUUUGUAUGAGCUGUCACCUAUGAUGGUAAAAUUGACUGAGAAGCACAGAUCCUUCACUCACUUCCUGACCGGGGUGUGCGCCAUCAUCGGGGGCGUUUUUACAGUGGCGGGUCUCAUCGACUCGCUCAUCUACCACUCUGCUCGCGCCAUCCAGAAGAAGAUAGAGCUGGGCAAAGCCUCCUAAUGACGCCCCAUCCGCUCCUGCUGGCCUCUGUGUGGCGCGACCCCGAGCGCAACGCUGGUGGACGGAUGGACGGGCUAGCGCGAGGCAGGCAGAGGACCGAACAUCUUUGUGUCUUGAGUUGUGCAGAGACGAAAAUACAAAGAAAGGCGUUCAGCAUCAGCCGGGUCCUCCGUCUUCCUUUUUGGUUCGUGGAAGGACAACGUCUACCCCUUGACGGGACAGACAAACUGCACCUCAACUAACUGAACACAGGAUGGCGCUGCCAUUCAGUCAUCCUCAUGGAAUCUCCUUUUUGUCCUAUGGCUGUGUUCCUUUUUUGUGUUCUGUCUUGUGUCACCUUGACGUUGGUAUCUAGAUGACGUCAGUGGUCAUCUCAACAUGCGUUUGCAAAUGAAAGUUGUUCAUUUUUAUUGCCACUUACCAAGAGAUCGCCCAAAAGUAUCAGAACAGCAAGUGUAAAGUUGUGUUAAAGGCUGCACAGAAGAACGAGGGGAGCGCGACAGAACACCUCAUGUUAAUUGUUUGAAUUAGGGCUGCUUCUCUUCUUCUUAAGGGUUCUGCUGAUUUAAUGUUAAUUCUCCUUGAGGGACACUACAGAAAAAUUCUUUCAUUUUAGUCACAACACUUUUAGCGUUUCUAUUUUUCUACUUGGUCCAAUAAAGCAGUGAAGACCUCCUCCUCCAGCUGUGACACAAUGUUGUCUGAAGAACGUCUGAAUGAUGUCCAAUGGUUGUACAAUUUUGUACAGUGAAAAUCAGGGGUGUGGGUGUGUGUGUGUGUGUGGAAAAAUGUAUUUAUAUAUUGAUUGUCCUCACUGUUUUUUUAAAUGGCAGACAAUAAAUGUGACUCUGAUCAACUU